This is a messenger RNA of Wallemia ichthyophaga EXF-994, 1146 nucleotides long. RefSeq names its product Protein lunapark-B. The transcript has 4 exons. Gene Ontology annotation, cellular component: endoplasmic reticulum tubular network. The record is from RefSeq and is a predicted model, not a curated record. Lineage: Eukaryota; Fungi; Basidiomycota; Wallemiomycetes; Wallemiales; Wallemiaceae. Bases 1 to 1146 code for a protein of 381 amino acids. Gene Ontology annotation, biological process: endoplasmic reticulum tubular network organization.
AUGUUCAGUUCGUUAUUCAGGAGGAAAAACAAACACACGGACUUCGAAAGCACGCUGAAUGGCCUAUCGAGCGACGUUAUUGAACAUCAAGCCAACUUGGCUGAUAUCAGAAUACGCGAGCGACGUGCAACGCUAUGGAUAACUACCUGCCUCAUGCUCUUCUGGGCCACAUAUGUAGCUCUCUGGUAUUUUGGAAUCGUCGACUGGCUAAUUUCAGUGGAUGGAAGUGGUUUGAGUGGUUUAUACAAAUUAAUAGCGUGGAGCGGUGUAGUAGUUGGUCCAAUUAUGAUGCUGUUCGCUAGACGCAUCGCUAAAAGCUGGUAUACGCGUAUUGGAUCACGGGAGGAAAUCAGACUGCGCGACUUGCACACUUCACUCGUCAAAACACUCGAAGAGGUAAAGGUUAAGGCACCCUACAACGAGGCUAGAAGUCUCCUCGAAAGGUAUGGCCCUACGGUGGGCAUGACACCUCACGACGUUGCUCCUCUCACCCCCCAGAGCACACCAAUGAAAGCAAAACACGCAACGACACCAAUACCCAGGACAAAAGAGCUGCCACAGACGCCAACUGCAGGCAGUGUAGGUACUUUAAACACUGUAAACACUGCAGGUCCAGCCACCCCAGCCACCCCACGCUCACCGCAAACACCAAUAAGAACCCAGCAAACGCAGCUAAACCCACAAACACCCACAUCAGCUGACAACUUGCAUACGCAAACGUCACCAGCACGACAAAGAAGUUGGUACGAUAGACUAGCAGAUGCAAUCCUAGGCGAUGAUCCUAGCAAUUUGAGUGGAGACGUGAGUCAGAAGUACGCGCUGAUUUGCGAAAAGUGCGCAAAGCAUAACGGCUUAGUGCCCAGAGAGCAAUAUAUGGAGUUGCGAUGGGAGUGCAGAUUCUGCCAGCAUAUGAAUCUACCCCCACGGAGAAAAGCGGUGGCUAGAACGGCAUUACAGGGUGAUGGUGGUGGUAGUGGCGGUAGUGGUAGUAGUACACAUAAUACACACAAGCCAAGUCCGCUAAGCCAGGUGAAUCAGGAGGAGAAAGAGAAAGCUGAGCAGGAGAAGGACGAAAAAAAGGAAGAAAAGACAGAGCAGCUUCCAGCGCAGUCAAAUCCAAAACCAAUGCCAAAAUCAAAGUCAUAA